This is a messenger RNA of Astrephomene gubernaculifera, 2945 nucleotides long. The record is from the annotation of a GenBank genome assembly. NCBI's taxonomy places the organism in Eukaryota, Viridiplantae, Chlorophyta, Chlorophyceae, Chlamydomonadales, Astrephomenaceae.
UAAUGCAUACCUUAACCAGCAGUGAUUCUGCCCAAUAUCACUAGGUCUGCGCACGAGCGUGUCUCAGAAAAAACCGUGCAAGCUUGACCACGCGCCAGGGUUAGAAAUGAGAUUGGCGUCAGUCAUACUGCUACUCUUUAGCUCCUUAUGGGUAUCCAAUGCAGCUUCCUGGUCAGAAUCGUUUCCUUACCUGUCUUGCUAUGCUAAUAGCAAGUGCAGAUACCUCGUAUCGCCUGUGGUGACGAACCCGGCGCCGAACACCUACUGCUUCGUGGUGUCAGCUGGCGACUGCCGGGACAUGUCGAACACGUGCUGCUCAAAGGGAGACAUCGCACAGUUUGCUCUUAAUGCGAGUUCUUCCUGUGACGGUGCCUCAAUUACCGCGACGUUGGACACCAUCCCCAUCUCCAACGUCAACAUCGUUCGCCCACCCAAGGCCGCCAGCAACUCCAGUCGUCUGCUCCUGAUCCCCGAGCUGCACCUAAACGCUACAUCCAUCCGGCCCAAUGGCUCACAGCUCUGCAUCACCCUGCCCAGCAGCGGCAAGUGCAGCUCCCUUGACGAGCUGUCCGGAGGCAGGACCGGCCGCUGGAGCGCCUCCCUCCUCAGCUCCAACGGUGUAUGCUGCCCCGUCAGCCGUGGACGUACCACACCCCCGGCAACACCCAAGGGCGCCUGUCAGACGUGCAUCGUGUACGACAUAUUGGGCCCUGAUGGUACGGCAGCAACCACAAAGUACGACUUUUUUACCCGCAACAGCUGCGCCCUGCCCGAGCUUCAUCCAGAGGACGCCAAGAAGUAUAAGAACUGCUGUGACUGGGACGGCGCCUAUGUAUCGAGCAAUUUCGAUAACUUCCGUGGACCCAACGGCACUGUGCUAAGUGGCUUUGAGAGGCCCUUUUGCAACCGUACAAGUCUGCGUGUGUGCGGCACGCUGACCAGCCCUAAAGCUGCCCGACAAAUGCUUAAACCGAGGAGCGACAAUCCUUUUUACUCUGACUUGCCCUUCUUCUUCGACGUUACGGAUGACUCGUACCCCAUGGCUAUCUACGACAGCACUCUGCGGGUGUACACGACCGAGCCCGGAAGCGACAAGCUAGACACCAAGUGCUUCCCUAUCAAUGACACGUGGCCGUACGUGUAUUCUGCCCCUAGCCGGGAGGACUACUAUGUGUACUAUCCGGACAUGCCGCAUUUCCCGAGCGAAGCUGACAAGUGCCAGUCGGACCCUGGCGUCACUCCCUUCACCGUGGAUCCCUACCUGCAGGUCAUCUGGGCCAACACAACUAACCUGAGCAACUCGACUGACCUGUACUGCAUCACCCUUGCUACAGCCGAGCCUGUCAAUGCAUCAUCGACUUGCGGCAAGACGAGUAGCAUCUCCCGCGUUUCGCUUUGGAUGUACGAAGACUGGAAGCAGUACUACCUUGGAGCUUACUUGGUGACAGGGGCUGGCAGCAGCGGCUACGUUCAGAAGCAGCUAGAAAUGACGUGGGGUCCUACUGGCGACAACGCCAUGAUCAUCUCCCUUCCUAACGGCUUGGAUGUCCCAACGGUCAACGCCACACAACCCAAGGUCUGCGUGGAAGUAGCAGCAGACGGUAUCCCUCUUUGGUCCGGCGCGAUGGAUUCGCUGGGUUAUGUGUGGACCGCGCUAUAUGACGAGAGCGGAAAAUGCUGCCCGACCUACUACACAAACCGCUAUUAACAGAUUCAUUUCACCAUAUCAUUGCGACCACCGGCGGAACAUGCUGGUAUGAGCAGUAGCCUUGCGCUCACAACUGAGAGUAGUAGGGAGGGACGGGAGCGGGGCACUGGUUGACCCGACAGGAUUGAUGCUGUCUAAUCCGUUGCUUGAGCGGUCGUGUCGGUUGGCAUUUUGAUGAAAUGCAGGUCGUUUCUCCUGACGCUGUUCAUUGUAACUUCUUGCUCGACAAUUCGUGUUUUUGCUCGGGGAUCUUCGUCCCAUGGGCCUUCACCCAAUGAGCUACUCAUAUGCCCCUCACCUUGAAAUGUGGUAUCAUGCUUUAUGGGUUACGCGCCUGUUUGUAUCAAUGGUUAUUAUAUGCUUGAAUUGUCACCACUGUCGUCUGCCGCCCUCUGCGUGGCCAAAGGGAUCGGUCAUCCAUUGCAUUUGAUCCAUGAUACUUUGGUGGAGUCUUUCUACAUGGAAUUGUCCAGAGGAAGGAAGGUGAUCUGACUGUUCAGGCCAAGCGAGUGGCAUAAACGGUAAAGACCUAGGGAGUUUCCUUUGUGCCUACAUGCGGUGUGGGAAGUGCGUAUACUCAUGACAUGUCGGACCACGUGACAGGGCUUGCGACGUACUUUCCUGUGAGCCUUGUAAUGACAACUAUUUAUAAAAUUAUCUGUACUGCCUGGGUAUGCCGUUCCCGAUGAAGUUCAGUGCUUUUCGUUGUCCAUUUGUCGUAUGCUGAUUUCCUACUGAUCGAAGUAGCUACUACUGGUAGUGUUUUCUAAGACACCUGCCCGUACCCAUUGCUUUUCCUUGGCCUCUACUGUAACGUGACGCGUUACGUAUGCCAUUCUCUAUUAAUUAAUGUAAUCGGUUAGGGCGGUUACCCCGCUGAGAAUCGUACAUGCCGUACAGCCCGCUACUGGGCGCUCUGUUCUGUUCUGUGCGUGUGUCCCGUGAAGGCGGACAUAAGGGAGUCAGUGGCCCUUUCACACCUUACUUAUUGACUCUACACGAUCACGUAUCGUUGCAUCUACGGAACCUAAAAUCGGCUGGUGCUUAUUCGAUGGCGCCUGUUUUCAGGCAUGAUUGGUUCGCGGGGGUUCUGAUAAUCAAUCUGGCGCCAAACACCCCAACUCUUCUAUUCGUACAGUCACCACGUAACACGUCGCAAUCCCAUGCUCUAUGUCUCAUAUUAGACCCACGUUGCAAGUCGUAAACUUGCCGCGCCAAGUGCCGACACUGGUAUGUG